Messenger RNA from Echinococcus granulosus, 1689 nucleotides. Its product is annotated as Poly(A) RNA polymerase gld-2 A. Gene Ontology annotation, molecular function: nucleotidyltransferase activity. Gene Ontology annotation, cellular component: cytosol. Lineage: Eukaryota; Metazoa; Platyhelminthes; Cestoda; Cyclophyllidea; Taeniidae. Bases 1 to 1689 code for a protein of 562 amino acids. The record is from RefSeq and is a predicted model, not a curated record. The transcript has 8 exons.
AUGGUUACAUUUGAUACGAACGCUAAAUACACAACGUCUAAUUCGAAGAAUAACCGUAGAAAUUUGGAGGCAGGGUUUGAGCAGCCCUGUUCCUCCCGGCGACAGCAGUACCAUCGCCGUCAGGCGUCCAGUCGCUCUCAUCUGUCGUAUCGCCACUACCAACCCCACUUCAAUCAGCAUCGCAACACGCCACCUUCUGUCGCGGCCUCCUCUCAUUUUAUGAACGACUAUAUCGUUCACGGCUCACCAGGUUCACACCAUAGUUGUCCAUUCAAGCAUCGACGAGGAGGCGGAAGCUGUAGUAGUAACAGUUCCAACUAUCUACCAAUUCACCAACCCGCUACGGCGUCCGUGAUACCGAUCUGUCAUCACCCUCUUGCGUCUAGAGUGAUACCAACGUCGUCGAGGCCUUUCAGCAUAUGUAACUUCAAUUGUUCCGUUCCUAUGGUGUCCGUAGCAUCUUCUAUCCCCACUCAACAGCACCAGCAGCAGGCAAAAUCUAGACAGGAUGAAGAUGCUGUGGAUCUCAGUAGCACGCCCCGAACACCACCUAAUACCUCCUCGAUUUCAACGCAAACCCCUGCCUUCAUUCCAACAAUGUCUGUGGUGGCGACCACAAUGUCUGCGAAAAUUAUGACCGGACGAAACUAUCCUGCACUUAACUACCUCGAUUCUCUUUCAUUUCAAAUAUGGCAAUUUUUCCUGGAAAAUCGACAAUCUCCUGGAACUUAUGGAAAGAAAGUUCAUUUUAGAAAUGCCCUCCACUUAAUCAUUUCGUCGGUCUUCCAAAACUCGAAACUCUUCAUUGUGGGCUCUUCAAUCAACGGCUUUGGGUCGGAUCAAAGCGACACCGAUUUGUGCCUUGUAGUUACAUCACAGGAGUUGCAAGGCAAACGAGAUGCCUCCGCGGUGCUGCACCAACUUAUGACACCUUUGCGCAAAUGUAGUUUUAUCAGGAGCUGUAAUCUGAUUCGCGCCAAAGUGCCGAUCCUUAAGUUCCGUGACCAACUGUCGGGUAUUGAGUGCGAUUUGAAUGUCAACAAUGUGGUGGGAAUUUACAACACCCAUCUUCUCGCCAUGUACACUCGAGUCGACUCUCGGUUGCGUCCUCUCGGCGUGUUUGUGAAGCACUGGGCGCAAAAGAUGGACGUCCAUGAUGGUAGCCGUGGCCGGCUUUCUACAUAUCCCCUACUCUUGAUGCUCAUCCAAUUCUUGCAGUGUGGAUGCUCGCCUCCUGUUCUACCAAAUCUGCAAGCUCGCUUCCCUAAGAUCUUCGACUACGAGCGUCCAGUUAAGGAAUUAGACAUGCGUUUACAACUACCCUGGGACGAGAUGUGCAGUGCCAACACGUCCACGUUAAGUGAGCUCUUCGCCGGCUUCAUAGCUUACUAUGCAACCUUCGAUUUUGCUCGGUGGGCCAUCUCAAUUCGCUGUGGCCAGCCCUUGCCCAUCGAUGUGGCAAUCCGGUGUCUUCCACCCCACGAACAAGCACACACUGCGGCCUCCUUCAAGAUCUUUGUUGAAGAGCCCUUCUGUAAAGCGAACGCUGCACGCUCCCUCUAUGAUGAGACAGUUUUGGGACAAAUUCAAUGCGCAUUCAGUUGUACAGAUGGAGUUCUGCGAGCGCAGAAACCCCUGGAGUCUCUUUGGAAGCAGUCUUCUCCGUCAUCCACCACUUCGUCAACAUAG